AUGGACUCUGCUGCUUCUCAUGACCUAGAGAAGCCACUCCUUGUCGAUGAUUUGCCGGUUCUGAAAAGAAGGAGUCAUGCAAGAGAUGUUCAUAUUCUCAGCUGUGCCUUCUUGUUGAUCUUUCUUGCUUUUGGUGCAACUCAAAACCUAGAGAGCACUCUCAUCACUGAGAAGAACUUGGGUACCACUUCUCUUGGAAUUUUGUAUCUAUCUUUCGCAUUUUUCUCUUUGGUGGCAUCCUCAGUGGUUCGAGCACUGGGUUCAAAGAACUCUUUGAUCCUUGGCACCACUGGCUACUGGUUGUUCAUAGCUGCACAUUUAAAACCAACUUGGUAUAUAAUGGUUCCAGUUUCUCUGUACCUAGGAUUUGCCUCUGCAAUAAUAUGGGUUGAGCAGGGGACAUAUCUAACUGCUGCGGCACGCAGUCAUGCCAGAGAUAAUGGCUUGCAUGAAGGAACAAUUAUUGGCAACUUCAAUGGAGAAUUUUGGGGAAUGUUUGCAUGUCGCCAGUUUGUUGGAAAUCUUUUACCACUCGUCUUGCUAAGGGGUGGAACGGAGGGAAAUCCAAGCGAUACGACGCUAUUGUUCACUGUGUUUCUCUGCAGUAUGACCUUAGGUACCAUACUAAUGUGCUUCUUAAAUAAAAGGGAUGAUGAAUUAGAGAAGGACCCCCAUAAUGCUGAAUGUCUCAGCUUAUACCCUUCUCUGUCAUCUUUGUCAAAGUCAAUCGUCGCUCCCUUGUUUGAUGUACGGAUGCUAUUGAUCAUUCCCCUUAUGGCCUAUACAGGAUUACAACAAGCAUUCGUAUGGGCUGAAUUCACCAAGUAUAUCGUUAGUCCAAUGCUCGGUGUGUCUGGUGUGGGUGGUGCCAUGGCAGUUUAUGGGGCUUUUGAUGCAGCAUGUUCACUCACUGCCGGCCGCCUUACCUCCGGUCUCAAGUCCAUCACUCUUAUCGUUUCUGGCGGAGCUUUUGUUCAGGCUGUCAUAUUCCUCUGGCUUCUUCUAUGUUACAGCCCAUCAAGUGGAAUACUUGGAACCAUAAACCUUCUCAUAAUGGCAGCUCUAUUAGGGAUUGGUGAUGGAGUUUUCAACACACAGCUCAGUGCUCUGAUUGGAAUAUUCUUCAAGGACGAUACGGAAGGAGCAUUUGCACAGCUCAAGGUGUGGCAGUGUAGUGCUGUUGCACUCAUCUUCUUCAUCAGUCCAUACAUCUCAUUGCAAGCAAUGCUGGUGCUUAUGCUGUCUGCAAUCUGCCUCUCGUACGCCGCCUUCGUUUACCUAUCCCAGAAAGGAGAGAAAGCACUCUCACUUCAAGUUCAGGUUCAAGUUCAGGCUCAGGUUCAUGAUGUGUGCACAUGA
Prunus armeniaca (apricot) is the source of this 1359-nucleotide messenger RNA. The record is from the annotation of a GenBank genome assembly. Lineage: Eukaryota; Viridiplantae; Streptophyta; Magnoliopsida; Rosales; Rosaceae.